CAUGAAGUUUGCGGAGUUAUGGUGUCGUAUUCUCUGUAAAUGUCGAACAUGACGGUAUAUAUCUGAGUUUAUAUUUGGAAAAUAAGGUAGAAUCUAUACAUGGAGGCAAUUGUUGAUCCACGCUCGAAUCCGUUCUGCAAACCCUUCACUGCGUCCUCGAAGCCCGUGUGGGCCUGACCACCGAAGAGGCCCAAGUCCUCACCAACCACAUCCUUCAAGCCAAGGCUUAAGCAAUAUAGACCUCCACGUGGAAGCCGAUGACCACUCCAUGAAACUAAUCGAAGAUUCUCUGCGGACACUCCCAGGAAUUCAGGAAACAGGGAAUGGGAAUUGGAAUUUCAAGGACAGAGAGAUUCUCACAGACGCCAGGAAACAAAACACUACUAUAGAUCUUUCUUAUGGAGCUUGCUGCUUAUGUAUGUUCCUGACUUCCUGGAAUUAAGGACGCGCUGGAUGCGAAAAUCGUGAACAUGCUUACAGUUGGGGUGGUUGCACGGUGGGUGCUUUCUACACCGGUUCAGUUUGUGUUGGGGUGGCGGUUUUACUAUGGUUCUUAUAAGGCAUUGCGUCGCGGCACUGCCAACAUGGAUGUUCUCAUUGCGUUGGGAGCAGAGUCACGUAAAUGAGAGCAUGAUAACAGGGGUGGGAUCAGAGAGUGCUCUUUCGCAGAUUGUUCGUCUUGUGGAGUCAGCUCAGAUGGCUAAGGCGCCUGUUCAAAAGUUUGCUGAUCGCAUUUACAAAUACUUUGUGCCUCUGGUGAUUGUGAUCUCGUUCACUACUUGGCUUGCCGCUUGCCUGGUUUUUGGCUGGAAAAUAUCAUGCUUAACCCAAGUCUUGGAUACCGUCUUCUAUGGACAGCUUUGAGCUUGCUCUGAGUUUGGAAUAUCGGUCAUGGUCAUAGCUUGCCCUUAUGCUUUGGGUUUAGCAACGCCAACUGCUGUUAUGGUUGGGACUGGAGUUGGUGCAUCUCAGGGCGUGUUCAUCAAAGGAGGCCAAGCAUUGGAGAGUGCACAUAAGGUGGACUGCAUUGUUUUUGAUAAGACGGGUACUCUCUUGAGGUGUGAAUUUGCCACCCCGGUGCAGUUCAUCAUAAGGAGAAGGUUCUAUGUUGGGGCAUAUAAAGCAUUGCGCAAAGGUUCUGCUAACAUGGAUGUGUUGAUAGUCUUAGGGACAAAUGCAGCGUAUUUCUAUUCUCUUUAUGUCGUGGAAAGAGCAGCUUUGUCUCGGCAUUUCAAAGGCAGUGAUUUCUUUGAGACCAGCUCUAUGCUCAUUUCGUUUAUUCUGUUGGGGAAGUAUUUGAAAGUGUUGGCAAAGGGAAAGACAUCUCAGGCCAUUGCAAAGCUUAUGAACUUGACACCCGAGACAGCAACCUUGUUAACUCAAGAUGAUGAGGGAAGUGUGGUUAGUGAAAGACAAAUUGAUAGCCGGUUGAUACAAAAGGACGAUGUGAUCAAGGUUGUUCCUCGUGCAAAAGUAGCAUCGGAUGGUUUUGUCAUAUGGGGACAAGGUCAUGUAAAUGAGAGCACGAUAACUGGAGAGGCAAAGCCUGUGGCGAAGAGGAAGGGUGAUAUGGUGAUUGGAGGCACUGUGAAUGAGAAUGGGGUUUUGCACGUUAAGGUGACAAGGGUUGGAUCAGAGAGUGUUCUCUCUCAGUUUGUUCGACUUGUUGAGUCUGCCCAAAUGGCUAAAGCUCCUGUCCAAAAAAUUGCUGAUCAUAUUUCUAAAUAUUUUGUUCCUCUGGCCUAGCCACUCCUACGGCUGUCAUGGUUGGUACUGGAGUUGGUGCAACACAAGGUAUGUUGAUCAAAGGGGGCAAGCAUUAGAAAAUGCACAC
Messenger RNA from Glycine soja, 1834 nucleotides. RefSeq names its product probable copper-transporting ATPase HMA5. Bases 892 to 1746 code for a protein of 284 amino acids. Lineage: Eukaryota; Viridiplantae; Streptophyta; Magnoliopsida; Fabales; Fabaceae. The record is from RefSeq and is a predicted model, not a curated record. The transcript has 4 exons.